Molecule: messenger RNA, 1287 nt
Organism: Plectropomus leopardus (leopard coralgrouper)
Lineage: Eukaryota; Metazoa; Chordata; Actinopteri; Perciformes; Serranidae
Gene: hmgb1a
Product: high mobility group box 1a
Biological process (GO): regulation of transcription by RNA polymerase II
Cellular component (GO): nucleus
Molecular function (GO): DNA binding
Source: RefSeq, a predicted model, not a curated record
UGUUAGAGAGCCGAAGACUGAAGACACUGCGUAUCGCCUGUGUUCUCUCACAUACAGCCAUUGCAGAGCAUUGAGAUCCAGCGAUAGUCCCUAGAUACUGCCGCCAAGAUGGGGAAAGAACAUGGGAAGCCGAGGGGCAAGAUGUCCUCCUAUGCGUAUUUUGUCCAGACCUGCCGGGAGGAGCACAAGAAGAAACACCCCGAAGCUUCGGUCAACUUUGCAGAGUUCUCCAAGAAGUGCUCUGAGCGAUGGAAGACAAUGUCUGCCAAGGAGAAAGGAAAAUUCGAAGAACUGGCCAGGCAGGACAAGGCACGCUACGAGAGGGAGAUGAUGAGCUAUGUCCCACCCAAGGGAGGAAAGAAGAAGAAGUACAAGGACCCUAAUGCCCCCAAGAGACCCCCAUCCGCCUUCUUCAUCUUUUGCUCAGAGUAUCGCCCUAAGGUGAAAGGUGAGACCCCUGGUCUGUCCAUUGGAGAUGUUGCCAGGAGGCUGGGUGAGAUGUGGAACGGUACUGCAUCAGAGGACAAGCAGCCCUUUGAGAGGAAGGCAGCCAAACUGAAGGAGAAAUAUGAAAGGGAAGUCGCAGCAUAUCGUGCAAAGAGCAAAGCUGGUGGCGGAGGUGGUGGCGGGGCAGCGGCGGCAGCAGGAAAAGCCCCAGCCAAGGCAGAGAAGAAGGAUGACGACGAUGAUGAUGAGGACGAUGACGACGACGACGACGAGGAAGACUAUGAUGAUGAUGACGAGUAAACGGCGGGUGACAUAUGUAGUGGUCAUUUUCUUGUUUAUAAAGCAUUUAACCCCCUUGUACACACUUCACUUACCGAAAGAAAAUACAUUAGUAUCCAAGGGGUAGGAAAAAAAACAACAAAAAAGGCUGUGUAUAUCAGUUGUUUUUAUGCUGUACAGUUUUUUUCUCCUUUUGUAUAGUUGACACUACACAAGUAUCGUGUCUGUAUCUUUCUGCCAGUCUUAUUUUUUCGGUGAUAGUUCCUAGACCACUAUCCUGCCUGGUACAGUGUAAAAGGGUGGGCUUACAGUAUUUACCCUAGCUAGAGGUGCACAGCACAUAAAAAUGUCCUGAGUUAGAUCUGAGUGUUUCUUCUCUUUUUUUUUUUCUUUUUUCCUGUGUGUUUUUAUUUUAAAUGACAUGUUAUCGAAAUUGACGUAUCACAGUUGUUUUACUGAUCUUUAUGUACCACUGUAAUAGCAAGAAUAAGAGAAAAAAACGCCUUGUUUAUUGUUGAGAUUUAAAUUGCUUCUGAUGUCAAUAAACAUUUUUUUUAAUAA